UACACACAUUAGCAACCAGAGUAGAAGACUGGCUAGUUUAGCCCUAGCUAGCUAGCGCGUUUGUUGACUGUAGCGAGGCUGUGCUAGCUAAUUGCUAACAAUCUGGAUUUAAGAAGAAACGGAAUAAAAACAUAACGCCAUUUUUGGGAUGCUUAUCGUCCGCGAGGUGUAAUAGCACAUGUUUUGUGUAAAUAUCCGCCGGCCCGUCAGGAUGUUGACCGGGCUCAAACUUGUUGGAUGAUCCUCCUGAAUUAGAAGCUAAAGGGCCUUGAGUCCGCGGUGCUUGGGUCAACGACAACCGGGAAUCGGUGUGAUCUGAGAGGGGGAGCAUCCAGCUACAGGCUAGCUAGUUAGAAUCACUGCACCAAAACCUCUCCUGAAAAUGUCACAUAACGGACCCCCUCCUCGAUGGCGGAAUUGUCCCAGAAGAGGACAGCCAGUGGCAGGUAAAUUCCUGCCAAUGAAAACGAUGUUGGGCCCCAGAUAUGAUGACCAGGUUGCAGAGGAGAACAGGUUUCACCCGAGCAUGCUGUCCAACUACUUAAAAAGUCUAAAAGUGAAAAUGGGUUUGCUUGUCGACUUGACGAACACUACUCGCUUUUAUGACCGCAACGACAUUGAAAAAGAUGGCGUCAAAUACGUGAAGCUUCAGUGCAAAGGCCACGGGGAAUGCCCUUCAAAAGAGACGACUUCGAUGUUCAUCAGGCUCUGUGAACACUUUAUUGAGAAGAAUCCCACAGAACUGAUAGGUGUUCACUGCACGCAUGGCUUCAACAGGACAGGCUUUCUGAUAUGUGCAUACCUGGUGGAGAAGAUGGACUGGAGCGUCGAGGCAGCUGUGGCGGCUUUCAGCCAGGCCCGAGCCCCCGGGAUCUACAAGGGAGACUACCUCAAAGAGCUUUUCCGUCGCUAUGGUGACGAGGAGGACACGCCCGCAGCCCCCGCGCUCCCCGAGUGGUGCUUUGACGAUGAGGAGGACGGGGAAGUGGACGAUGACGGUAACGCAGUGGGCCAGGAGUCGGGCCCCAGCUCCUCUGGGUCAGGGCCCGGGAAACGAAAGAAGGAGAAGCUGAAACUGGGUGCAGUGUUCCUUGAAGGCAUCUCAGUGAAAGGCGUCACGCAGGUCACCACACAACCUAAACUGGGAGAGAUCCAAAGAAAGUGUCAGGAGAUGGCCGAGUGGGACAAGUCUGGUUUUCCUGGAGCUCAGCCCGUGUCCAUGGACCGGCAAAACCUUCGUUUCCUGGAACAGAAUCCAUACAAAGUCAGCUGGAAAGCUGACGGCACGCGGUACAUGAUGUUGAUCAACGGGAAAAAUGAAGUAUUCAUGAUCGACAGAGACAACUCGAUCUUCCACAUAGCGAACCUAGAGUUUCCUUUCCGGAAGGAUCCGCGUAUCCACUUAGCAAAUACUCUGUUGGACGGGGAGAUGAUCAUCGACAAGGUGAACGGUCAGCCCGUCCCCCGCUAUUUGAUAUACGACAUCAUCAAAUUCAAUGGACAGCCUGUUGGCCAGUGUGAUUUCAAUAUCCGGCUGUUAUGCAUCGAAAAGGAGAUAAUUUCUCCCCGGAUGGAAAAGAUGAAGACUGGACAGAUUGACAAAACCAAGGAGCCCUUCAGUGUCCGAAAUAAACCCUUCUUUGACAUUCAUGCAUCACGCAAGCUACUGGAAGGCAGCUUCACGUCCCAGGUCAGCCACGAAGUCGACGGGCUUAUCUUCCAGCCAUGCGGGAGAUAUAAGGCCGGGAGGUGUGAUGACAUCCUCAAGUGGAAGCCCCCCAACCUGAACUCUGUGGACUUUCGCCUCAAGAUCACCAAAGUCGGAGGAGAGGGGCUGCUUCCGCAGACUGUCGGCUUGCUCUACGUCGGCAACUAUGACAGGCCCUUUGCAAAUAUGAAGGCCACAAAAGAGCUGAAACAGUACGACAACAAGAUCAUCGAGUGCACCUUCGCCAACAACACCUGGGUGUUCAUGAGGCAGCGGGUGGACAAGAGCUUCCCCAACUCCUACGACACAGCGAUGGCUGUGUGUAAAAGCAUCCGAGAGCCCGUCACGAAGGAAAUCCUCCUGGAGUACGUGGACCGCUGCGCUCAGGCAGUCCAAGCCCAGAACCGGAAGCACCCGCCGGACCCAGACUCUGAGCUCAUGCCCCCUCCCCCUCCAAAGAGACCCAACCGGGCCAUCCCGUAGCCCACACAGCUGGGCCUCAUGGACUGCUCUCCAGUCACGGUGUACAUCUCCAUCACCAGCUCCAUCAAACCCUCCCAACAGAAAACAGACAUUUCAAGGCUUUCUCACAUCAGCACAUUUGCUUUCCCAGCCCUCAGAAGCAUUUAAUUGACUGCCUCAACGUCAUGAAUUUACCUUGUAGACUUCUUUGUAGCUUUAAUUGCUGGUGUUCUUAUUAAAAUGAAAAUCACGAUGCUUUAGUUUAUUUUUUUUGUUUUGUUUUUGUUUUUGUUUUCCUAUUUAUCUUUUUUAAAAGUCUGAGCUAAUUGGUAUUUAUCAACAGGGGACUUUGUUAUGGCUGCGGUUAACACCUGACGACGAAGAACUUGUUUAUGUUUUGUCGACUAGUUCCUUAUUUGUACUGAAGGAAGAGUAAACAUCGUCAAAGCUC
Molecule: messenger RNA, 2621 nt
Organism: Acanthopagrus latus (yellowfin seabream)
Lineage: Eukaryota; Metazoa; Chordata; Actinopteri; Spariformes; Sparidae
Gene: rngtt
Product: RNA guanylyltransferase and 5'-phosphatase
Exons: 16
Coding region: 383-2191 (602 amino acids)
Biological process (GO): protein dephosphorylation; 7-methylguanosine mRNA capping
Molecular function (GO): mRNA 5'-triphosphate monophosphatase activity; mRNA guanylyltransferase activity; ATP binding
Source: RefSeq, a predicted model, not a curated record